Molecule: messenger RNA, 3208 nt
Organism: Anopheles moucheti
Lineage: Eukaryota; Metazoa; Arthropoda; Insecta; Diptera; Culicidae
Exons: 16
Coding region: 7-3135 (1042 amino acids)
Molecular function (GO): oxidoreductase activity, acting on paired donors, with incorporation or reduction of molecular oxygen; monooxygenase activity; heme binding
Source: RefSeq, a predicted model, not a curated record
AACGCGAUGCUAAAAUUAACCGUCAAUUCGCUACGCUUCCGGCCGUGUGGAGUGCGCUGGCGUAGCGCAACAGCACAACCAGCUGCUAAUAGUGCGGUGGAUCUAGAAUGGGAAAAUGCUCAACCGUUUGAAAACAUUCCAGCACCAUCGCUGUUGGGCUUCCUGAAAGAGUUCGGCCCAUUCGGUAAAUACAAGGAUGCGACGCUUUAUGAUAUCAACAAGCGACUGCGCGAGCUCCACGGACCGAUCAUGCGGAUGAAUGGUUCGUUUGGUCGAGAAGAUAUCGUGAUGACGUUCGUACCGGAAGAUUUUGAAAAGGUAUUACGUUCGGAGGGACAAUGGCCUCGGCGUACGGGGAUGGAUUCGUUUGUGUACUACCGCAAACAGCAACGACCCGAAUUCUUUCAGGGAUAUGGAGGACUUUUAGCUGAACAAGGAGAAGACUGGCACAAAAUGCGGACGAUCGUCAAUCCGAUCAUGAUGCAGCCAAAGAUCAUCAAGCUGUAUGUGGACAAAGUGGAUGAGGUGGCUCGAGAGUUUAUGGCUAUUGUCCACAGCCUACGAGAUGAAAAGCAUGAGCUGCCGGCCGACUUUAAUGAAUGGUUGAAUCGCUGGGCGCUGGAGACAAUGGGGGUGCUCGUGUUGGACACUCGACUCGGUGUGUUGAAUAAAGUACAGAGCCCCGAAGUCAGCAAGUUGAUCAGUCUGACCAAAGAUGCAGUAAGCUUGUUCUAUCAGCUAGACAUACUCCCAUCGGUUUGGCGGAAGGUGAAAACCCCUGCCUUUUACCGGUUGAUGCGUACGUUGGAUGAGCUGUAUCACAUGAUUGCCUCUAAAAUCGAAGAUGCGGUGAUAAGGAUGGAAAAGAAUCCGAAAGCCGAUUCAGACACCUUAAGCAUACUGGAGAAGCUGUUGAAGGUGGAUCGUAAGGCGGCCUUCAUCAUGUCCUUGGAUAGCUUAUUUGCAGGUGUCGAUACGACAUCGUCAGGAUCGACGGGAGUGCUCUACUGUCUUGCAAAGAACCCCGAGAAGCAGGACAAACUUCGUGCGGAACUGCGUCAGAUAAUGCCGGACAAGAACACACCUCUUACGCCUGAGCGUAUGAAAAACAUGCCAUACCUUAGGGCCUGCAUCAAGGAAGGGCUUCGAAUGUAUCCACCGACCUCCGGAAAUGGGCGAUGUGCUGGUAAAAACAUCGUACUCCAAGGAUACCGCAUUCCCAAAGGGAUUCUGAUAGGAAUGGGUCAGCUGGUACUGCAGCGCGAAGAAGGCUACUUUACACGACCCACCGAAUUCCUUCCGGAACGAUGGCUCAGUGGCGAGGCUGGAGCUGGUUGUCCGAGCGCAAAGGAGGUACACCCCUUCAUUUACAUGCCGUUCGGAUUUGGAGCUCGUUCGUGCGUUGGUCGACGGCUGGCGAUGCUGGAGAUGGAGAUUCUGAUUUCGCGAAUGGUGCGACAGUACGACAUCCGAUGGAAUUACGGCGAGCUGAAGUACCGAGCGACGUUGGUGAACAUUCCGUCGAACGACUUGAUGUUUGAACUGAAAGAUGUAUCCGAUUUAAGCGGCCCAGAAAUGUUGAUGCAGCGUAGUAUAAUUAGGUUCAGCGGUUGUGCCACUGUCAGGUGGCGAAGCGUUCACGCUCAAACGCAGCCGAACAGUGGAGAGAAUGUGAUCGAUCCGGAAUGGGCCACGGCAAAGCCGUACAAAUGCAUUCCGGGGCCUAGCAUGUGGCAGCUGUUUACCGGUUUUUCAAAGGGUGGACGUUACGCUGGACUAGACUUGAUUGAGCUGCACUAUCGUUUGCGUGACGAAUUUGGAGAUCUCUACCGUAUACCUGGAAUGAUGGGUCGGCCCGAUGUCAUUAUGAGCUUCUCGCCGGAAGACUUUGAGAAGAUAUUCCGAACGGAAGGAAACUUGCCGAUACGGCGCAGCUUCGACACGAUGACGUACUAUCGGCAGAAGAUUCGCCCCGAAGUAUUCGGCGAGAUGGGUGGAUUGGUGACUUCGCAGGGCGAACUGUGGCAAAAGAUGCGCAGCAUUUCCAAUCCCGUACUGAUGCAACCAAAGAUGGUGAAGGUGUAUCUUGAGCAGGUGGAUGAGGUGUCGCGUGAAUUUAUGACGAUCAUGGCUAGGCUGCGUGAUGAUAAGCAGGAGCUACCGGCUGACUUUAACGAAUGGAUUAGCCGUUGGGCACUGGAAACGACCGGUGUGCUGGCGCUGGACUCGAGGCUAGGCGUGAUGCAUACAAAGGAUUCCGUGGAAGGGCAAAGGCUAGUGGAAGUUGUGGAUGAAAUCUUCCAACUAACCUACCAACUGGAUGUGUUACCUUCUGUGUGGAAAUACUACAAAACUCCCAGCUUUAAAAGGCUAAUGAUAUUGUUUGAUGAACUUACUGAUAUAAUAAUGCAAAAAAUCGAUGAGGCAAUGGAACGGUUCGAGAAGAAUCCACCAUCUGAGGAUAAUCAGAGUGUCUUGAAGAAACUGUUGAAGAUAAACAAACACGUCGCGGUGAUCAUGGCACUAGAUAUGAUAUUUGCUGGAAUUGACACGACUUCGUCAGGUUCCGUUGCCAUAUUGUACUGUCUGGCCAAACAUCCCGACAAGCAGGCAAGACUGCGCGAAGAGCUUCGGACGAUAAUGCCGUCCAGAGAUACCCCACUGACGGCAAGCACGAUGAGCAAUUUGCCAUAUCUGCGGGCUUGCAUCAAGGAGGGAAUGCGAUUGUUCCCCCCUACAGCGGGUAACUUCCGAGCCACGGGACGCGACAUGGUGCUGCAGGGCUAUCGCAUUCCAAAGGAUACGGACGUUGCAAUGGGUACACUAGUCCUGAUGCGCGAUGAAAAAUACUUUGUGCGCUCGAAGGACUUUCUGCCGGAACGGUGGCUUGCGGAUCGCGAUGCCGACAUACCGAGCGCCAAGGACGUGAAUCCGUUCAUUUUUCUACCAUUCGGGUUUGGUUCGCGCAGCUGCAUAGGGAAGAGGUUAGCUAUGAUGGAGAUGGAGGUAGUUCUGGCCCGACUGGUAAGACAGUUUGAUUUUCGAUGGAAUUACGAAGAUUACAAAGUUCGUACCACGGUCAUAAACCUGCCGGGUAGUCCACUACGUUUCGAGGUGAGAGAUGUGGAUUCCUAACGAAAUUGUACGCUGAUCUCGGUAAUUUAUUUGAAACAAUCUAAUUUAUCAAGCGAAAUAUACACAACAAAUC